AUGGUCAAAGCCUUGAUUUUGGCGCUCCUUCCGGCGGCGCUUGCUUUCGCGUCAUGCCCCAGCGGAGAGUGUGAGGAAAGUGCAGUGGUGCAAGUGCGAAAGUCCGAGAGGUCCAAGCGGGACUUGAUGAUCGGCUAUUGGGCUUGGGCAUGGAAUGGAGUGUCAGAUACCAUCCCUGGACCAGAAAACCAAACCAUGGGAAUCUGUUUCAGUGGAUACACAGAUGCCCAAACCAACCUGAACUACUGCAUUUCCCAGGGCGUUAUUCCUUACAUCUGCAGUGGCUCUGACGUUACUUGCACGAAGUGGAUGACGGUCGGAGGAGCUGGUACGACCACGGACAGGACGGUUUUGAGUGGUACAGUGGGCCUAGCUGCAAGCAUCCGAUCAGCAGGCUUCGAUGGGGUCAUCUUCGAUUCGGAGUAUGUCGAGGCAGAGUCGACUUCCGCAGACCUCAUAGAGGACUUUUACGGAGCCACUGCAAACUUGUCGGCCGCCGGCCUCAUGGUUGGAAUUACCACAAGCCACAGUGCGCCUUUGGGAUGUACCAACUGCAUUGCCGCCCUGGUCGUUCAGGGUUGGCUUGCAGAUCCAAAUCUUGACUGGAUCUCCCCACAGCUCUACAGCAAUGGCUACACACUGGAGCUCGUGCCAACCUCCGAUUGCUCGACCGAGUCGCCCGCAUGUACUUGGGACAUUUACGAAAACGCCAUUGUGCCAAUUGUGCCUUCUGUCCCUUAUGCCUACAUGUACGAUCAAGAUUCCACUAACGCCGUGGAUUACUUUAAGGACAACUACAACAUCACGUUGCAAGGAUACAUCCAGUGGAUCCAAGAAGUGGACAGCACGUUCGAUCCCGAUCCGAGUCCGAGCCCUUCCCCAUCGCCAUCGCCCAAGGGUUACUACGGGCGCAAGAAGUGGUGGGGGAGAUGA
Molecule: messenger RNA, 933 nt
Organism: Symbiodinium sp. CCMP2592
Lineage: Eukaryota; Dinophyceae; Suessiales; Symbiodiniaceae
Source: the annotation of a GenBank genome assembly